Messenger RNA from Hydractinia symbiolongicarpus, 680 nucleotides. RefSeq lists its product as uncharacterized. The coding region runs from base 93 to 503 and encodes 136 amino acids. The record is from RefSeq and is a predicted model, not a curated record. The transcript has 2 exons. Lineage: Eukaryota; Metazoa; Cnidaria; Hydrozoa; Anthoathecata; Hydractiniidae.
UGACAAAUUUAAGAAUCUGCUUAGAAAGAUUUAAACCACAAAUUAGGAUUCUACAAAAACAGAAGUGGAAUAAUUUGAAGAUCCGUCUCUUUAUGUAUGGAGAUUACGAGUAUUUAUGUGCUAUGUAUGGAAUUAGUGGGGCAAAUGGCCGUCACUGUUGUCUCUGGUGCAGCAUAAAGACUGACCAACUUUGCAUCCCAAAAUUUAUUCGUGGAUCUUUUCCAAAACGUAGCUUGGACAGUUUGAACACAAACCUGCAGCGAUUUCGUGACAAUGGAUCGUUAGUGAAAAACGCCAAACACUAUCAAAAUGUGAUACAUGAUUGCUUCUUUAACAUCCCCCUAGAACAAGUAAGUAUAAUGUACUUCGUGCAAUGUUAUGAAAAUUCAGCAAACCUAUUUUUUAUUACUUUUUAUAUAGGUGGCUAUACCAGGGCUCCACCUAACACUUGGGAUAUAUUUAAAAAUGUUCAACAACUUGGAAAGCUACUGUCAAGAAGUUGAUUUAAGAAUUGCCACAAUUCAUGCUCAAACUACUGAUGGUGAAAUUAAUAUUAAAUUUGCAGAGUUUAUGGCAAAUAUGAGAAUUUUAAUGUAUGUACACCUUACUAGAUUUUUAUUAUUAUUAAUACUACUUCCAAUCAUAUCUUGGGCUGCAUUUCUUUAUAACAUAUCUAUAUA